Molecule: messenger RNA, 1378 nt
Organism: Bursaphelenchus okinawaensis
Lineage: Eukaryota; Metazoa; Nematoda; Chromadorea; Rhabditida; Aphelenchoididae
Source: the annotation of a GenBank genome assembly
AUGAACUCGUUCAUCCGGGGCCGUCGGACCGUCCUCUCAAUCACAAAACGCCUCUUUCUACUACAACUUGUCCUCUUUUUGUUUUCUCUUCUCCUCACAUCGUUAGCCGAAGAAUCCUCUACAUCUACCACAACUCAACCAUUACCUACAUCCCAAUCCUUGUCUAAAACAACACCCAACUCCUCCUCCCAACCAACUCACAGUCAUCGGCCAAAACGUCGACGGAAAGUGGUGUGGUUGGAGGACGAAGAUGAGGAGGAAGAAGGUGAAGUUGUCUACAGAGGACGACGGAGUUCGGGACGCUACGUGUACGAUGGGAACGCCAACGAAGGCUACAGGGCGAGUAGAAGGAAGGAAGUUCCGGUCAACUACCGGCUACACGACGAUCUGCUACGGAACUACAACAAAGGAGCCCGACCGGUCAAACAUCCGAGUGAGAUUGUCAACGUUUCCAUGUCAGCGUUCUUGUAUCAGAUAUUCAAGUUGGUAGGUCUUGUUUUUGGUAUAUUUUCUUGUAAAUAUUGUUACGUUUUUUUACUUUUUAAGGGAUUUUAUUCAAUUUUUUAAAAAACUUUGAUAUCAUAUUUUGAAAAAUUUAAUUUUCAAAUUAUUCGUUUUUAUGUCAAAAACGUUGACCACGUGAGUAUGUUCCCCUAAUUCCCAGGUAAUUUGAUGGGAAUUUAGAUCGAAUUUUACUUUCGUUUCCAUAGUAAACACAUUGUUUUUGCAAAUUGGUAUUUGGCGACAAAUUACGCCAUUAUUUCAAUAUUUUUGACAAAAAAUGUCAUAAUUUACAUAAAAAUCUAUUUUUAGUUCAGAAGAUAUAUUGGUUUUCAAUUUUUUUCAAUUUUAAUACAAUAUGAUCGAAAAUAUGUGAAAAUAAGCAGUUAACUGCAGUUUUAUUUAUUUUUUUAUUUUGUGACAAAUUUCAAAUUCAAAAGUUGGUGACAUGUAUUAUAAUACAAAUGAAUAUAAAUCUUAAAGUCAUUUUUGCAUUUCCUGACCUUUUGGGGCAUUAGCAGUAGACUAGCCGUGAGUUAUAUGCUCUCUUAGCAGCUCAUAAAUAGUAAUGACUCCAUUUUUCGACAAGAUACGUAACUAACUUAAUGGUAAUUUCAGGACGCUGUAAAGAACACAAUCAGCUUAUCAGGGAGCUUUGAAUUGGUGAGUUUUUUUUUAAUUUUGGGUAAUUUUAUUUAUUUUUGGCAUUAUUAUUGUGAGUUUUUAAUUUUUUGUAAAAUUUUGGUUUCGGAAGGGCAAAAUGGUCUAAAAUUUCGGGUUUUUUGGGUUUAAAUGACUUAAAAUUGUGAUUUUUCGAUCAAUUUUGGUACGUAAAAUAAGUCAGUAGGAACUUUGGAAUUUGUAGCCGAUCAACUGA